AUGCCCGUGCUGCCCUAUUCAUUUCAAUUGAAGUCAAGCUUGACUAUGCACAAGCUAUUUCACAGUGAUGAAAGGCCGUUUAAAUGCCCCAGCUGCCCUAAAGCAUUUAAAAAUAAGUCAGACUUGACGACUCACAAGUUAUCUCACAGCGAUGAAAGACCGUUUAAAUGCCCCAGCUGUCCUAAAGCAUUUAAAAUCAGCUCACACUUGACGACUCACAAGCUAUCUCAUAGCGAUGAAAGGCCGUUUAAAUGCCCCAGCUGCCCUAAAGCAUUUAAAAAAAAGUCAAGCUUGACUGUGCACAAGCUGUUUCACGGUGAUGAAAGGCCAUUUAAAUGCCCCAGCUGCCCUAAAGCAUUUAAAAAUAAGUCAAGCGUGGCUGUGCACAAGCUAUGUCACAGUGAUGAAAGGCCAUUUAAAUGCCCCAGCUGCCCUAAAGCAUUUAAAAAUAAGUCAGACUUGACGACUCACAAGCUAUCUCACAGCGAUGAAAGACCGUUUAAAUGCCCCAGCUGCCCUAAAGCAUUUAAGAAAAAGUCAAUCUUGACUGUGCACAAGCUAUUACACGGUGAUGAAAGGCCGUUUAAAUGCCCGAGCUGCCCUAAAGCAUUUCAAUUGAAGUCAAGCUUGACUAUGCACAAGCUAUUUCACAGUGAUGAAAGGCCAUUUAAAUGCCCCAGCUGUCCUAAAGCAUUUAAAAGUAAGUCAAACUUGACGACUCACAAGUUAUCUCACAGCGAUGAAAGACCGUUUAAAUUCCCCAGCUGCCCUAAAGCAUUUAAAAAAAGUCAAGCUUGACUGUGCACAAGCUAUUUCACGGUGAUGAAAAGCCGCUUCAAUGCCCGAGCUGCCCUAAAGCACUUAAAAAAAGUCAAGUGUGACUGCACACAAGCUAUGUCACAGUGAUGAGAGGCCAUUUAAAUGCCCCCGGCUGCCCUAAAGCAUUUAAAAAUAAGUCAAACUUUAAGACUCACAAGCUAUCUCACAGCGAUGAAAGGUCGUUCAAAUGCCUCAGCUACCCUAAAGCCUUUUAGAGAAAGUCAUGCUUGAUGGAGCACAAGAUGUCCCAGAGUGAUUAAUAAAAGGCCAUUUAAAUGUCUCAUCUGCCCCAAAACAUUUAAAACAGAGGCAAGCUUGACUUUGCACAAGCUAUUUCGCGGUGAUGAAAGGCCGUUUAAAUACCCUUACUGUCCUAAAGCAUUUAAAAUGAAGUCACACUUGACACCUCAAGCUAUCUCACAUUGAUGAAAGGUUGUUUAAAUGCCCCAUCUGCCCUAAAGCAUUUAGAAAGAAGUCACGCUUGACGAGUCACAAGAUAUCUCACAGUGACAAAAGGCUGUUUAAAUGCCCAAUCUGCCCUAAAGCAUUUAAAAAGAAGUCACACUUGACGACUCACGAGAUAUCUCACAGUGAUGAAAGGCCGUUUAAAUGCCCUUCCUGUCAAAAUUCGUACUGUAGCCAAUCUUUCCUUGAGUGUUCACACAAGGCUUCACCAGAAAGGUGAGAGGACCUUCAAAUGUGAAACUCGUGACAGAUCAUUUGCAGAAAAGUGUCACUUGACCAACAAUGAGCUAAUUCAUGCAGGCCCAAAGCUGUUCACGUGCUCCACCUCUUCAGAAAAUUUUCGUUUUAGGGCUAAGUUGAAUGAUCACAAAACUAUUCAUGUGCCUGCGGCUUAUAAAUGCUCCACCUGCCCCAAAUUGUUCCGUACAAAGUUUUACUUGAAUGCUCAUGAAAAACUUCACAAAAAUGGAAAAACUUGUCUAAAAGAUAUUUAUCAAAAGUCUAGCAUGAAUAGUCAUAAAACAAUUCAUGAGUGCAAAGGAACCAGCAGAUGUCACACUUGUGACAAAUUGUUUGAACAGAGAAUGGGCCUAAGGAGGCCCCAGCCUACCAGCUGUGACCUACCACCUGUGGCUAUGCACACAGAUGGUAGGCUAUUUAAAUCUGGUACCUGCCCAAAAGAGUUGAGUGGAAAAUCUAGCUCAAGUCUUCACGAAAGACUUCUCAGUGGCAAGAUGCCGUACAAAUCUGAAACUCUUGAUGCACCAUUUUUAUGGAAAUAUAAAUCUGUGGGUUGCGGACAAAAUCAGUUGAUCAAAAAUUAUAAGCCACACCUCCUCAGAAGCACUGUGCGAAGAGUCUCAGUUGAGUGCUCAUGGAAAGAUUCACCAAGAUGAACUGACAUGCAAUCCUAGCACUCGUGCUAUUGCAGUCGCUGAAGGAGGGCACGUGAGUGCUCGCCAGGCUGCUCACAUGAGUGAAGGUUCAUAGAAGUGUCCUGUCCAGCCAAAAGUAGUUAGACUGAACUUACCUCUUCAAUCGAAGCUUUCUUUUCAGCUGAAACUUCCCUUGAAUCUCCUUUCAAAUUACAAGGGUACAAUCUACAAAUGUAGCACUUCUACCAUGGCAUUCACCAAUGAACAACACUUGAAUGCUCACGAGGCGGCUCACACGGGAUGAAACCUCAGUUCGCACAGGAUGAAUUCCCUUCAGUGGCCUGACUUUCCCGUGAGAAUUUGAGUGUCUUCCUAGGAUUGUCAAGGAUAUCGGUGCAAUGAUUUUGAUGAGUUUAAGGCUAUGCCUGCGGCACUGUGGACUGGCAUUCAGAUGAAGUUGGUGCUUUGAUGAGCCUGUCUUUUGUAUAAAUGUCUGUUAUAAACAUAUGCAUGCCCUCGAGGUGCACAAGAUGCAAAGCCUUUUCGAAAGUAGGUAACUCAUGCCGAAGCUCCUCCAUGCUACUUUCACCUUGUCAGUGAUUAUAGUGUUUUUGUUAAAAACAGUGACGGAUUGUAGUACUUUAGGUUCAAGAGUCAGUAUUUAAACAAACUAACGCAUCAUCUAUGUGUUAGUUUAUAAACAAGGGUUCUAGGGAUGCUGUACAUUCCUCCGAGAAGGCUUUUUUUUAGAAAUAAAAACUGUCUUCCAAUGA
Messenger RNA from Ixodes scapularis (black-legged tick), 2932 nucleotides. RefSeq names its product zinc finger protein 737-like. Gene Ontology annotation, biological process: regulation of transcription by RNA polymerase II. Bases 1 to 798 code for a protein of 265 amino acids. NCBI's taxonomy places the organism in Eukaryota, Metazoa, Arthropoda, Arachnida, Ixodida, Ixodidae. Gene Ontology annotation, molecular function: RNA polymerase II cis-regulatory region sequence-specific DNA binding; DNA-binding transcription factor activity. The record is from RefSeq and is a predicted model, not a curated record. The transcript has a single exon.